UCUGCUCAGGUGACCGUUGCCCACAGCAAGACAACUCUCAGGCUUGGUGAUAGGAAUCAGUGAGUCUGAACAGGUUAGGUGAGAGAAGCUGACUUUUACCUCUGCUAGAUCCUGCAGGGAGAGCGUGUGUGUACCUUUAACUAAGGUGGUGUCUUUACUACUCUCUUCAGCUCAGACUGGGCACCAGUUCAUUCCACUCACCUACUGGGAGCAGCAGAAACUUACAGACAUCGAAGCUCACUGAUCUCUCUUCACCUCUCUCUAGCCUACCCUUCACUAACAUUUCUCUCUGCAGUGGCAAACUUGCAUGUUUAUCACUUAAUAACUAAAAUAAACAGCAUUGAUGAAGAUUUCCUCAUUCCAGAAUGAAAGCACAAUUCUCUUAAGACUCUAGGACAAGCAGAGCAGGAAUCCUAUAUCUUUGCUUGAACUCUAGUGACCACAUAUUGAGAGCUUAGGAGAGCUGGCCUGGCGCUUAGAAUCGGCUAUCCAUAGGAAGCAAGGAGAGGCUGGGAAAGUAAGGGUUUUACUGCCAAGACCACAAUGUCUAACAUGGUGCCCAGGCUCCACCAGGGCCAAGAUAAACAUGGCUCAUGCAGCUAGGGCCCAAUGCUGCUAACUUUAAACCAUACAAGAACUGCUUGUCUUUAGCGCUCAACUGCAAGGAACAUAAUAAAUGCUGGCUGAGGGAUGCUUCUGUUCUGGAAAAUCCAGGCAUCUUAAAUACCUUUCCCCACAAGUUAGAAAAAAUAAAAAUAAAAGAAGCAAUGUUUUGGGCAUCCAAGACACUCUGAGACUUUUAUGGCUCCAAGAUACCCGACACACUUAACUUUUAUUAACUUUCAUUUACAACUUUAGAAUGGGCCAGGCAUGAUGACAUACGCCUUUAAUCUCAGAAUUUGGAAGGCAGGCAGAUCUGAGGUUAGCCUGGUCUACAUAGCGAGUCCGAGUCCCUGUUUGGACUACCUGCUGCAAUGCCGGUCGGUUGGUCAACCGCAAGAAAACAUCGCUUCGCAAUGAGCAGGUUGAGAAAGCAAAUUCGCAAAGCCUUCAGUUUUUAAAAAGACAACUUGAUUCUGCCUAAAAUGGUCAAGAUCAUUCACACUCGGUGGUCACACUCGAGUUCUUUUUUUUUUUUCGAGACAGGGUUUCUCUGUAGCUUUGGGGCCUGUCCUGGAACUCGCUCUGUAACCAGGCUGGCCUCGAACUCAGAGACCCUCCUGCCUCUGCCUCCCGAGUGCUGGGAUUAAAGGCGUUCACCACCACCGCCCCGCCACACUCGAGUUCUGCAGCUGUGUGGGUCGCGGCAGGGCCGAGGCUGGGUUGCAGAGCACACGCACGGUUUCCCAGGUGGAGCGGACUACAAACCCGGCUUGAGCCACGGAACACCUAACCACCGGGCACAGUGGCAAGGCCUGAUACGCACGCGCGCCAGGGCACUUCGGGUACUAUCUCACCACACCAUCCGCUUCCGCGGCCGGCGCCAAAUAAGUCUCCAAGCCCGCCCGGCCCGUGCGUGCGCGGCCUUGGUGUCUGCGUCACUAGGAAGCGCGCGCCCGCGCCGCCGCCGCCGCCGCCGCCGCCGCCGAAUCCCCAACAAGGAGCGAAGCCUGCGGCCGCCACCGCCGCCACCCGCCGCCGCACCCGUCACAGCCGGGCGCCAGAGCAGGCCGGUGUGGGCCCAGGAUUUGAGACCCUGGAGGAGCAACACUGCUGACCGCAAGCAUCUUCUUCCACUAAGCAUGGCGACCCCAGAUGUGAGCGUCCACAUGGAAGAGGUGGUGGUUGUGACAACUCCAGACACUGCAGUUGACGGCAGUGGUGUGGAGGAAGUGAAGACAGUGCUUGUAACAACAAAUCUAGCCCCUCAUGGGGGUGACUUGACAGAAGAUAACAUGGAAACAGAAAAUGCAGCUGCUGCAGCUGCUGCAGCCUUCACAGCCUCUUCACAGCUCAAGGAAGCAGUGUUAGUGAAGAUGGCUGAAGAGGGGGAGAACUUAGAGGCUGAAAUUGUGUACCCCAUCACUUGCGGAGACAGCAGAGCUAACCUCAUUUGGAGGAAGUUUGUGUGCCCUGGCAUCAAUGUGAAAUGUGUUCAGUACGAUGAGCAUGUGAUCAGCCCAAAGGAGUUUGUGCACCUGGCAGGGAAAUCUACCUUGAAGGAUUGGAAGAGAGCCAUCCGGAUGAACGGCAUCAUGCUCAGGAAGAUCAUGGACUCUGGAGAGCUCGACUUCUACCAGCAUGACAAGGUCUGCUCUAAUACCUGUCGCAGCACAAAGAUCGACCUCUCCGGGGCCCGUGUGUCCCUGAGCAGCCCGACAUCCACAGAGUACAUCCCACUCACACCAGCUGCAGCUGAUGUGAAUGGCUCACCUGCUACCAUCACCAUAGAGACCUGUGAGGACCCUGGUGACUGGACCACAGCCAUUGGAGAUGACACAUUUGCAUUCUGGCGGGGACUAAAGGAUGCAGGCUUACUUGAUGAAGUCAUACAGGAAUUCCAACAGGAGCUCGAGGAAACCAUGAAAGGCUUGCAGCAGCGAGUACAGGACCCACCCCUGCAGCUCCGAGAUGCUGUCCUCCUCAACAACAUUGUGCAAAACUUUGGCAUGCUGGAUCUGGUGAAGAAGGUGCUGGCCAGCCACAAGUGCCAGAUGGACCGCUCUCGGGAACAGUAUGCCCGGGACCUGGCAGCCCUGGAACAGCAGUGCGAUGAGCACCGGCGCCGUGCCAAGGAGCUGAAGCACAAGUCCCAGCACCUCAGCAAUGUGCUCAUGACGCUGACGCCAGUCUCCCUGCCAUCACCUAUGAAGCGGCCCCGUCUUGCACGAGCUACAUCCGGACCAGCUGCUAUGGCUUCCCAGGUGCUUACACAGUCUGCACAGAUUGCUCUUGGUCCAGGAAUGCCUGUGUCCCAGCUGACCAGUAUGCCACUUAGCAAAGUGGUAUCUACACUGCCCUCCACUGUCCUGGGUAAGGGUUCUCCUCAAGCUGCCCCAGCCAGUUCACCGGCCUCCCCACUGCUUGGGGGCUACACAGUCCUGGCCUCCUCUGGCUCAACCUUCCCCAGCACGGUAGAGAUCCAUCCGGACACAUCCAGCCUCACAGUUCUGAGCACAGCUGCCAUGCAGGAUGGCAGCACAGUACUCAAGGUGGUCAGCCCACUGCAGCUGCUUACUCUGCCUGGCCUGGGACCAACCCUGCAGAAUGUGGCCCAGGCCUCACCUGCAGGCAGCACCAUCAUGACAGUGCCCACAGCAGCUGCUACUGGACCUGAGGAACACACAGCCACUAUUGAGGUGGCUGCUGUAGCGGAUGACCAUGAGCAGAAGUAGCUGGCAGGGAGGGUAAGAUCCUUCCAAGUUGGGCUGGCUGCCUCUCCUCAGGCCACUGCAGGCAGAGGCCACUACAGACACAGGCCACAGGGCUGGCUCAGCACAGGCAGGUCUGAUGGGCUGAACCAAAGAGAGGAUUGCCGGAUGAAUCAAGAGAAGAAAAGGGGGCAGAAUGAUGCCAGCAACCUGGAAAAUCAGUCUUCAGCUUCUAAACUUCCUCCCUUUUUUUCGUGGGAAAUACUGUUUUCCAUCUGUUGCUUAUUAAUCCUGUUUACACAUUGGGCCUUGAGCAGGAACCAGGGGGUCAGUGACCAGGAGGAGGCCUGGGUGCUUCUGGUUCAGCUGCAGAGCCAGCUCCAGAGCCCAGCUGAUCACAGGUCCGAGUGCUUGCACCCCAAUGGGGCUGAGCCUGCUGGGCCAUUAUUGACACAGGUCUUGGGCAGCAUGCCCGAGUGUGGAAGCCAUAGAUCCUAUGGAUUUGGUCUCUUCCCACAGUUCUCUGUAGGUUCAGUAUGGCCAGUGUCCAUGUUCUUUCACUGUGGGAACAUGCUCUGGGGCUUAGUGCAGACCCGAGUCAGGACCCCUUCCUACCCCACAGGCACUCAGGUGGUGAAGGGGUCUCAUGGACCUGGUAUGUUCUAGACCCCUUUGCACAUGGGCUGUGUUUUUAAGUGAAUUGCUUAGUAGGCUUCUAGGAAAAAAGUAAAUUUAUAGUGUCUUCAACCAAAACAAUGCUGAGUGCCUAGGCUCCCGAGUCAGUUCUGGGAGAGACCCAGAGCACCUGUCCACACACCUAGCCGCUGCUAGAGGUCUUAGGUAGUGUCUGUCCCUGAGACAAAGCUCUGGAGGAUCUGUAUGGAGGUAUGCCCGAGACUUGGGGUAGUUCAGAUAACUCCCUAUGUGCAGCCUGCACUUAUAGCCCCCUAUAGUAGCGCCCCUAAAUUUUCCCUGGAAGUAGAGCAGGAGCUCUCUGGUCAGUACUCAGUGUCUCUAUCCUGAGAGCCCCUGGGUGUGUGAGAAGGCUGUUUAGAAUUGGAGGGUCGGUCAGCUGGGAGAUAGGAUCCAAAAUGUUCCAUGGAAGGCUGUCUGCAGGCAGUUUUUACAGGUCUGGUUGGUUCCAUGCAAAGGGCUAUCCUUUAGGCCAGAGUCGUCCUUGGAGCCAAACAAUUCAGGGAACAGAGUUUUGGCCUCUUGGUAAGGUUCAAAGGCCCCACAGCAGGGAGGGACCACUGUCCAGCCAUCCAUCCCUCUUGAGUGCCCUUUGCUAUGACUGGGGCCUUGCCUGCCCCUGCUCUCACCCCAUGUCAAGCUACUGAGGUUCUAGCUCUUGUUUUCCUUCUGUUACAUCAUUGUUCACUGUGGUCAUGAAUCGGCUGGUUUUGGCAGAUGUUUACCUGUUUAUGUAUAUAUCCCUUUUUAAAAACUUUUUUUUCCUCGAGUUACAAGUCCUGUUAAAUGCAGCAGUGUGAUUCUAGGAGUAUUGGAAGGACCAGUAGGAUGGGUACUGUCCAGAAGUCCCUGCUCUACAAGCUCAGACUAGAUUAGUGUCACAAAUAAAACCUUCCUGCCCUGGGAAUCAAGAGCCUUUCCUUGGCACAAGUCCCAGGUGCCACCUUCUUUUUAGGAUGUGGGCCAGUUUUCUUUCUUCGUAAGAGCAAGGUCGAAACCUUUUCAGCCCUUGACCUUUGGCACAUGGAGGUACUGGAAGGUGAAAUUCGUUUUAGAGCCUUACAAAAGUAACCCUCAAAUCAGCUUCAGAAUUAGUUCACACAACCCAUUCCCAGUGUCCCCAGAGGCUGUCCAUAGCCCACCCUCCAAGACUGUUCCUGGCAGGCCAGGGAGGGUUCUUCAGGGCAGAGAAGGGCCAGUAGUCCCAUCGGCAUGGAGGUUACAGUUCUGGGGGAGGAAGUGACCAUUGCCCACCACCUGUUUGCUCCUGCCUCUUGUGGUUCCUACUGACUCCUCUGUUGCUGCGUUCCCUGCCCAUUGGGCCAUCCAGGAUCCAGGAAGGAAGGUCUUCCCCUCCACAUGCAAACAUGGGUGCUUGUGGCCGCUUUCAGUUUGGUUUUCUGAGGAAAUAGGAAGGAUUUGGUUUGCAGAGGGUGCAGCUCCUUCCUAUGCCUGCCCAGGAGGCAUGCAGGGAAGGGCAAGUUUGAGUUCCUUGAGUUCUACUUUGUAUGUUGUUAAGCAAGUAUCUGCUUGGUACUUUGAUUUAAAAUAAAAACACUUUUGUAAUUUG
Messenger RNA from Alexandromys fortis (reed vole), 5574 nucleotides. RefSeq names its product glucocorticoid modulatory element binding protein 2 (gene Gmeb2). Gene Ontology annotation, cellular component: nucleus. The record is from RefSeq and is a predicted model, not a curated record. Bases 1743 to 3335 code for a protein of 530 amino acids. Lineage: Eukaryota; Metazoa; Chordata; Mammalia; Rodentia; Cricetidae. Gene Ontology annotation, molecular function: RNA polymerase II cis-regulatory region sequence-specific DNA binding. The transcript is spliced from 10 exons. Gene Ontology annotation, biological process: regulation of transcription by RNA polymerase II.